Haliotis rubra (blacklip abalone) is the source of this 665-nucleotide messenger RNA. RefSeq lists its product as uncharacterized. Lineage: Eukaryota; Metazoa; Mollusca; Gastropoda; Lepetellida; Haliotidae. Bases 157 to 603 code for a protein of 148 amino acids. The transcript has 6 exons. The record is from RefSeq and is a predicted model, not a curated record. Gene Ontology annotation, molecular function: calcium ion binding.
AGUAGGUGAAAGCAUAAGAUUGUAUACAUCAGAUUGUUGUCUCCCAGUCGCUCCCAUAAGUCCGUGCGUGUGUGAGGGGACAGCUGCUCCAGUCUAUAAAGCAGCAAGACAACAGUGCAGGACCUGCACUCUCAGGUCUUGCAAACACACAGCACCAUGUUAGCGCUUGCAGUACUCCUUCUUGCCGCAGUGGCGUAUGGUCAGGAAAAGUGUAUCCACUCCAACGCCAUGCAGCAUACCGCCGACGUGGUCAUUCUCAGGGCCCUCAACGACAUGGACCAAAACGGAGACGGUAUCGUCACGGACUCAGAGAUCCUCAACGAAUUUGUCAGUAAAUUCGAUCACGACGGUAGUCUGUCCAUCUCGAGGGCGGAGUUUGUCAAGCAGUGGCACGAGACAUACCACGACAGCACUGACUUCGCCGCCUUCAUCUUCACCAAAUUCGACACCACCGGUGACGGCACCCUCGGACUCUUUGACGUAUCUGGGCUGAAGAGCAAGGUCGACACCAACCAUGAUGGCAAGAUCACGGAUGUGGAGUUUACCAUCUUCCUGACACACGCCUACAACGAGUGUGAGGUCACGCAUCAUCGUCCUGAGUAAACACUUCCGGUCGGCUGCUAGGAAGACGAUCAUAUACACAAUAAACCUGUCCGUCCAACUGA